Messenger RNA from Phoenix dactylifera (date palm), 1955 nucleotides. RefSeq lists its product as uncharacterized. NCBI's taxonomy places the organism in Eukaryota, Viridiplantae, Streptophyta, Magnoliopsida, Arecales, Arecaceae. The record is from RefSeq and is a predicted model, not a curated record.
GCCUCAAUUCUCCCCUUCAAAGCCAAAGCCCGAGCCCCAUUUUCCGAUCGCCGCCGGAAUUAAUGGAAGAAAUAUCCUCUCCGGCCGGCGGGACUUCUCCUAUGAUUGCCUGAAUCUCGACGGAAAUUUCCUCCUAUCGAGGGCCUUUCUCUAAAUGCAAAGUUGACACCUUUAUGGAGAUCGAAAGAAACUCGUUUCGAUCGAUGGGGACUUGGUUUUUGAAGAGAAAUUGGAGUGAGAUUGGUGUAUGGAUGGCUUCUUCGUCUUCAUUAAUGAGUUUUUGACUGCGAGCACUUCUUAUUCCCCCCCCCUUUUUUUUUUUUUUGGUUCUUUUGGUUGUGGCUUUGAUUGGAGCUCGGUUUUGUUCUAGAAAUCGCCAGAAGUUUCUAGUUUUAGUUUCGUUGCGUGCUCUUGUGAUCAGGGAGUGGAAAGGGAGGAAUCGGCGUUGAAUCUUCGCGUUUAUCUCCAAUUUCGCCAAUUUUGUACCUUGAUCUCGUGAUCUGGGCGUUGAAUUUGGUUAGGGUUUUAGAGUCUGGGGGGUUUGGGAAUGGAAUAGUGGUUAGGGAAGGGUUGUUAUAAUCUCCGAAAGCGAUGCCGUUUCAGAUGAAGAUCCAGCCGAUCGGGCAGAAGGGAGCGGUGCGGACCGAUCCGGCGAAGCCCGCCGGCAAGUCGCGGCUGAAGCGGCUCUUCGAGCGGCAGCUCCCGAGCGUGCUGCGGAUCUCCUCCGCCGAGAAGCUCGCCGGCGCCGGCGACGACAAGGACAAAGAGAGGGACGAUGGCGAUGUGGUGGACCCUAGCUCGGUGUGCCUGGAUAGAAUGGUGCUGAGCUUCAUCGAGGAGGGAAACGAGAAGCCGCCUCGGAGCCGCUGCAACUGCUUCAACGGAAACUACGACGACAGCUCCGACGACGAAUUCGACGUGUCCGCGGGCGAUGCCUCCGCCACCUCCGGCGACGCCGCGGAGAUCCUUAAGGGCCUGGUGCCAUGUGCGAGCGUCGCGGAGAGAAAUCUCUUGGCGGACGCGUCAAAGAUCGUGGAAAAGAACAAGACCUGGAGGAACAAAGACGAUUGUCGGAGAAUCGUCACCGACGACCUCCAAUUCCUUGGCUACGACGCUUCCAUCUGCAAGUCCCGGUGGGAGAAAACCCCUUCAUUUCCGUCCGGAGAGUACGAAUACUUGGACGUGAUCGUCGCCGGCGGCGAGCGCCUCCUGGUGGACGUGGACUUCCGAUCGGAGUUCGAGAUCGCUCGGUCCACCAAGCACUACCGCGCCGUCCUUCAAUCCCUGCCGUUGGUCUUCGUUGGCAAGCCCGACCGGCUUCAGCAAAUCAUCGCCGUCGUCUCCGAGGCGGCGAGGCAGAGCCUUAAGAAGAAAGGCCUCAGCUUUCCGCCCUGGAGGAAGCCGGAAUACAUGAAGGCCAAGUGGCUCUCCCCCUACCAGCGAUCUACCGCCGCUGUCAAAGCCCAGCAGGAGAAAGGAACCGACGACGGGAAGGCGAAAGCGGAGAGCGAUAGCAAAGUGCCCUGUUCCAUCUCUGCCGUUAAUUUUUCAGGUGAAUUCGAGCUUCGUUUCGAAGAGCCCGGCCGUUCUCCGGUGGCUAAUUCCGGCGUGUCGCCGGAGGAGAAGAUCACCGUGGUGGUGUCGCCGUGGCAGCCGCCGGAGAUGAAGCCAGAGACUGGGAAGCCGGGGACCAAGGUCGUCGCCGGCCUAGCUUCCGUCCUCUGAGUCCGAAUUUUUGUUGUUUUUUCCGAAAAAUUCGGUUUUUUUUUUAUAUUCGCUUUUUUGCCGGUUUUGUUGAGAGAGAUAUAUAUUAUAAAUUCUCUCUCUUUCUUUCUUGCCCUCGAAGGGAUUGUAAGAACUAAGAAGAGUUUUGGUUACCUACUGAUAUGAAUAUAACCUAAUAUUAGAUUAUGAAUAUCAAAAUGUAAAGAUAGAAAUUUCCCUUUCUAUUUAAA